GCGGCCGACCGAACCGUGGGUGAGAGCCACUGUCCGUACCCCGUGCCGAUAACCACGGCGGCCGUCCGGGACCUUUUUGGGCCUGUGCAAUCUCCUUUUUCUCAUCUCUCACCAGAGAUUGGUGAAAGGUCAGAAUGAAGGACGGUGGAAUCGGCGGGUUGGAGGCAUCCAGAGAGCCUCCACCAUUGCAGCUCGACGGCGUCAAAUCGUCGUCCAGAUUGGCGGCAGCGACCCGGCCCAUACCGACAUCGACAAUCGCUCCGGAGCCAAAAGCCGGCAGUACGCAAACUGAGAAAUGGAACACCAAAAACCUCGCUCUGCGGCUCGGCGCCGACCUCAUCAGCGCCGCCUCGGCUGCCGUGAUGGUGGCUCCGAUAAUUUCCAUCAUCGACCGGUCUAUCAUGGAGAACGCCUCCGGCCGCCGCUCGCUGGCCCAGUCGAUCAAGUCCUCCAUUCAGGCGCUCCUCCGCACGCCGCAGCGCGUCGUCUUCUCCAAGCCCUUCGCCCUCAUCUUCGCCCUCUACGGCGGAACCUACCUGACGGCCAACUCGCUCGACACGGCCACCUCGACGGUCCGCGCCCUGCCCGCGACCCACGUCAGCUCGGGCACGGCCAAGUUUGCCGCCUCCUCCGCCGCCAACAUCGGCCUCUGCAUCUACAAGGACCAGGUCUUUGUGCGCCUGUUCGGGCCCCCCGGCGCCGCCCCGCGCCCCGUCGCCCUCCCUAGCUACGCGCUCUUCGCCCUGCGCGACUGCAUGACCAUCUUUGCCUCCUUCAACGUGCCCCCGCUGCUGGGGCCCGUCCUGUCGCGGCGCGUCGGCGACGAGGUCCAGCGGUUCGUGUCGGGGCAGACGAUGGCGCAGUUCGCCGCCCCCGCGACCCUGCAGCUCGUCAGCACCCCCGUCCACCUGUGGGGCCUGGACGUCUACAACCGGCCCGGCGCGACGAGCUGGCGGGAUCGGUGGGCCGUGGUGCGCAAGAACUGGGCCGUCAGCACCGCCGCCAGGAUAUGCCGCAUCGUGCCUGCUUUCGGGGUGGGUGGCGUGGUCAAUUACAAGGUUAGGAGGGGCUUGAUGGAGAGGCUGGUCUGAGCAGCCUCUCCAGCUCAUGCUGGACUGGGUGUGUGUGCUUGCGUUUUAUGCCCUGUAUGGGUUUUUGUUUUCCCUUUCCCCUAAGCGAGCGCUUUGCGUUCUCCUCUCUGCUCUGAUGAUGAUGAGAUCCCGGGCUGCUGGCGGUCGGGUUACUGUCCAAUGCGGCGAGGUAUACUCUGGCGUUGAUACCACGGGUUUAGAUGGCAGCUUCUCAUAGACUUAUAGAGAGCGCUUGGGUAAAUCGAAAUGAGACACGUGAGCGGUUUCCCAGCACAUCCCGUCAGGGGCCGUGAGGGUCUU
Messenger RNA from Thermothelomyces thermophilus ATCC 42464, 1391 nucleotides. RefSeq lists its product as uncharacterized. The transcript is spliced from 2 exons. The coding region runs from base 135 to 1091 and encodes 318 amino acids. Lineage: Eukaryota; Fungi; Ascomycota; Sordariomycetes; Sordariales; Chaetomiaceae. The record is from RefSeq and is a predicted model, not a curated record. Gene Ontology annotation, cellular component: mitochondrion.